This is a messenger RNA of Parathielavia appendiculata, 765 nucleotides long. RefSeq lists its product as uncharacterized. Lineage: Eukaryota; Fungi; Ascomycota; Sordariomycetes; Sordariales; Chaetomiaceae. Bases 265 to 576 code for a protein of 103 amino acids. The record is from RefSeq and is a predicted model, not a curated record. Gene Ontology annotation, molecular function: FAD binding. The transcript has 2 exons.
GGGGGUGUUCCUCUUUCAGCUGCUUGUACAGGGAGGCGAUGUAGAGAAUGAAGAGGACUGGGGAUAGAGGAGAGCCCUGGGGGGGUCGUUUUAUUGGGGCCUGAACGUUAGACGGAAUAGGAUCCCAUACGAUGAUCCAUCGAAAAUCCCUAACCUGUUUGAGUUCUGCCAGAAUCAGGUCAAGGACUGGGCGCCAGGGUAGUAAGCCGGCCUUUGACGACAAGCAGAAUUAAACGACGGAAUCUAACCGUAUGGAGCCACGCCAUGAUCAGCGCCGGAUUGAUGACCGGUCAGACGGACAACAUCGUUGCUGUUCUACUCCGCGCAAGCAAAAGGCCCUCCAAGCAGUGGCGGGAAAAUCUUCGAAGGAACAAAGCGGCCGACAUCACCGAAGGCCACCCCAGGGUUUGGCUUAUGGGAGACGCCAUACAUGCGAUGCAGCCUAACCGGGGCAUGGGCGGCAACCAGGCAAUGCAAGACUGUGCCGACAUCUUGCCGGAACUCCUAAGGUUGAGCCAGAUCGCGAAAUCCGGUCGUACCCUAUCGACACAAGACGUCAGCUUGGCUGUCAAAUGAUCUUGAUGAUCCUUUGGGCACUGUUUUGAAGGUUUUUGGCCGUGGGGUGUGGCUGUUUACAGCUUCAUUCGCCCAACUGUUUGGUUCAGCCAAGGCCAAGCAAGAGUGACAUACUUGGCGAGAAUGAGCGAGAGACAUGCAUCAUCACUUGUGGUAGUGUGUGGCUUGACAGGCGGUCAUACACUGGCC